CUCAAACCCUAACCCUAACCCUAAUGGCCGCGGUGUCGUCCCUGUCCCUUCCCUUUCUCCGCCACAGCUCGGAGUGGAAACCCUCGAUCCCGGUUCCUCGGUCCCGCAGCAAUCCCGCUAUAGGGUUUGUGCUUCGAUUACGACCAGAGAAGUGGAGCUCGCGCAUGGUGGUGCGAUGUGUUGCGGCGGCCCUAAGCGAUGUUCCACCUACUGUAGCUGAGACCAAGAUGAACUUCCUCAAAUCAUAUAAGCGUCCAAUUCCAAGCAUUUACAAUAGCGUGUUACAAGAACUCCUGGUGCAGCAACAUCUAAUGAGAUACAAAAGGACCUAUCAAUAUGACCCUGUCUUUGCACUUGGCUUUGUCACCGUCUAUGAAAAACUUAUGGAAGGUUAUCCUAGCAGCAACGACCAAGAUGCCAUUUUUAGAGCAUACAUACAGGCCUUAAACGAAGAUCCUGAGCAAUACAGACGUGAUGCACAAAAAUUGGAAGAGUGGGCACGUACUCAAGAUGCUAACUCAUUGGUAGCAUUCUCAUCUAGAGACGGCGAAAUCGAAAAUAUGUUAAAAAGUAUUUCCCAAAGGGCCCAGGGUAAAGGAAAUUUCAGCUAUAGCCGGUUCUUUGCAGUUGGACUAUUUCGUCUGCUUGAGCUAGCAAAUGCAACAGAACCGUCAAUCUUAGAGAAGCUUUGUGCUGCCUUAAACAUUAAUAAAAGAAGUGUGGAUAGGGAUCUUGAUGUGUAUCGGAACCUUCUCUCAAAAUUAGUUCAAGCCAAGGAGCUUCUGAAGGAAUAUGUAGACAGAGAAAAGAAGAAAAGAGAAGAAAGAGUGGAACCGCAGACGUCUAAUGAAGCCGUCACAAAAUGUAUUGCUGAUGUUCAUGUUGCGAGUCGAUAACUCUGGCAUUUUUCACAUUGUGGACUAUGCUAAAGCAUAUAGAGUUUGUUUCAUCAUUUUUCUGUACUAUCCUGGAUUCUAUGUGAAAAAAAAGAGAAAAAAUCUUCCUAAUGUUCAUCUCUUUCUAUUCUUGUGUUUA
Messenger RNA from Ananas comosus (pineapple), 1035 nucleotides. Its product is annotated as protein THYLAKOID FORMATION1, chloroplastic. Gene Ontology annotation, biological process: photosynthesis; thylakoid membrane organization; protein import into chloroplast thylakoid membrane. The record is from RefSeq and is a predicted model, not a curated record. Lineage: Eukaryota; Viridiplantae; Streptophyta; Magnoliopsida; Poales; Bromeliaceae. Gene Ontology annotation, cellular component: chloroplast thylakoid.